This is a messenger RNA of Candidula unifasciata, 1098 nucleotides long. NCBI's taxonomy places the organism in Eukaryota, Metazoa, Mollusca, Gastropoda, Stylommatophora, Geomitridae. The record is from the annotation of a GenBank genome assembly.
AUGGCGUCAAGCAAAGUGAACAAGCAGGAUGGCCCCAGGGCCGAAAGCUACCGAUAUGCAGUUACCCCAACUGAUGAUGAGAAGAAGAAAAAGAAAAAGAAGAAGGGAGAUAACUUGGAUGAGCUCAAGCAGGAGUUGGACAUGGAUGAGCACAAAAUCCCGAUUGAAGAGUUGUACGAAAGAUUUGGUGCUGAUCCUGUUAAUGGACACACAGUUGAGAGAGCCAAAGAAAUUUUUCUUCGUGAUGGUCCAAAUGCACUGACCCCACCCAAGACCACCCCAGAGUGGGUCAAGUUUUGCAAGGUCUUGUUCACUGGGUUUUCCCUUUUGCUGUGGAUUGGUGCCAUUUUGUGCUACAUUGCCUAUGGCAUCCAGGCCAGUCAGAGCGAGGACCCCCAAGGAGAUAAUCUAUACCUCGGAAUUGUGCUGACAGCUGUCGUCGUGGUGACAGGGAUUUUUUCCUACUACCAGGAGGCAAAAAGCUCCCGCAUCAUGGAUUCCUUCAAAAACAUGGUUCCUCAGUAUGCUAUUGUGAUCCGUGGAGGCCAGAAGUUGAGUGUCCAUGCUGAAGAGCUGGUGCUGGGUGACAUUGUUGAGGUCAAGUUUGGUGACCGUGUGCCGGCUGACAUCAGAAUUGUCUCUGCUCAUGGAUUUAAGGUAGACAACUCUUCCCUGACGGGUGAAUCUGAACCUCAGUCUCGUACAGCAGAGUUCACCCAUGAGAAUCCACUGGAAACCAGAAAUCUGGCUUUUUUCUCAACUAACGCUGUUGAAGGUACAGCCCGGGGCAUCGUUGUGAAGACUGGAGACAAGUCUGUGAUGGGCCGCAUUGCCAACCUGGCCUCUGGUCUGGAGGUUGGAGAGACCCCCAUUGCCAAGGAAAUUUCUCACUUCAUUCACAUCAUUACCGGCGUGGCUGUCUUCCUUGGCGUGACAUUUUUCAUCAUUGCGUUUAUUCUUGGCUAUUUCUGGCUGGAUGCUGUCAUCUUUUUGAUUGGUAUCAUUGUGGCCAAUGUUCCUGAAGGUCUGCUGGCCACUGUCACGGUGUGUUUGACUUUGACUGCCAAACGAAUGGCCAAGAAGAAUUGUCUGGUGUAA